AUGUUCCCAAAGGCAGCUCUGCUUCUGGGGCUCACUGUCGUGGGCAUUCACGUCCGGACCAUUCAGAAGGAAUUUGUAGACAUUAGUAAGGACCACGAUUAUUUUGCGGUGUCUGUGGAGUUCGCCGUGGCUUGGUUCAACAGUGGCCAUGAGGAGGGGCACACCUACAAGCUGCUGGAGGUCAGGCGAGCCCAGCAAAAAAACUGGACAAUGAUAUAUUUAAUGGACUUGGAGCUGGGCUGCACAAUUUGUAAAAAAUACGAUGAAGACAUUGACAACUGCCCCUUGCAAGAAGGCCCAGAAGAGAAAAAGGUGAGCUGCACUUUCAUUGUGGACUCACGGCCAUGGUUUACCCAGUUCACCCUCCUGAACAGCACCUGCCAGCAGAAAUGGGGCGGAGGAGUUCCUGGCUCCCACAGCAGCUCCUUUUCUCCUGAAGAAUGA
Messenger RNA from Eubalaena glacialis (North Atlantic right whale), 444 nucleotides. RefSeq names its product probable cystatin-16. The record is from RefSeq and is a predicted model, not a curated record. Gene Ontology annotation, molecular function: cysteine-type endopeptidase inhibitor activity. The transcript is spliced from 3 exons. Bases 1 to 444 code for a protein of 147 amino acids. Lineage: Eukaryota; Metazoa; Chordata; Mammalia; Artiodactyla; Balaenidae.